Messenger RNA from Tripterygium wilfordii, 614 nucleotides. RefSeq lists its product as uncharacterized. The coding region runs from base 110 to 391 and encodes 93 amino acids. The transcript is spliced from 3 exons. NCBI's taxonomy places the organism in Eukaryota, Viridiplantae, Streptophyta, Magnoliopsida, Celastrales, Celastraceae. Gene Ontology annotation, cellular component: mitochondrion. The record is from RefSeq and is a predicted model, not a curated record.
CCUCAUACAAUCAGAACGCCGCAACCGGAAAUCGGCGUUCAAAACUCAGCCUUUGUACGGGGAGGCAGAGUCAACAGCGCCACUGGAGAAUCUCUGAGAGAGAGUGUCAAUGGGGUACAUAGAUGAAGCACGUGAAAAUCAUGUGAAGAAGAAGGUUGAAGAAGCUCUACGCAGCAAAAUGAAGCAAAAGGCGCUUAAGGAAUGUGAUCAGUACACUGCAAAGUAUGCGCAAUGUUCAACUGGAAGAACAUUCUCCGUCGUUUGGAAGUGUCGUCAACAGGCUAAAGAAUUGAAUCAGUGCCUUCAUCAGUUCACUAAUGAUGCCGUUUUGGAAGAAAUGAAGAAAGAAUACAUGCUUCAACAAGAUGGGAAGGGAUCUGUAAGACUUUAAAUUCUCUUUGGGAAACCAGUCAGUUAACAAAUUUCAAACUCAUUAUGAUAAUGCCUAGGGCAGAUGUAUUUGUUUAAUUAUGUUUUUGCAGUGCAGUUAAAUUCAAUUUUACACAUCUGCAGCCUGUCUUUUGUGAUCCACUGAAUGACAUCUGAGUUUUAAAAGCUUACAUGAAGUUCGAAAGCGUUUUGAAUAUUUUUAUUUGGAAUUUCAGCACCCUAGA